AUGCCUGCUGAGCUUGCUUACAGUCAAAAUUCUAAUCCAUCAUCAGUCCUCGGGACGACUAAUCCGGAUGGCACUCCCCUACAAGGUCCAAUCUGCACUUGUCAUUCCUGUGGUGCUGUCUUUACGAGGUCAAGUGCACGAUUUUGCUCCAAGUGCGGGGCAAAGAAAGGAAGCAGUGCCGUAAAAUUUGAUCGCCAUUCUAACAUUGUCUCUAAUGACUUCAUUGAUUCUUCAAUCUCUAUCAAGGAGUUCCCUAAAAAUAUCACGCUAGAGAACGGUGAUACGCCGAAAUCAACCCCUACUAUCAACACCGAUCCCUCUGGAAGACCCGAGGAUAAGGCGGCGACGCACAAAGCCAAUCCCCACACCGUUUCUUGGGAGGCCUCGGCCGUCAAGAAGGACGAGGUCCUCUCUAAGAAUAGCAAAGCCACCGUCAAAAACAGCUCGCCCAAGAAGAAAAUAAAGCGCAAGAAGAACUCCCGGGGGUCGUUUGGGCAAAGCGCCAACGCAACCGACUUGAGAGGAGGGACGGACCCCAUUUCGACCCCGGCGGAGGGGGGCGCGGCGUCCUUUUUGAGUGAGACGGAGUCCCCGAAACUUCGCGGGGCCGACUUCUCCGCCACCGACGAUUCCAUAGGCUACAACAUCUCCAGCACCAUCGGGGUUUCCUCCACCGACGAGGCCCAGUACAACAUCUGGGCCACCCUAAGUCCGGAAAAUCUCACGCCGGAGAUGCUCCAAACCCCGAACGCGGAGAUGCUCAAGUCGUGGCGAAAAGGAAAUUUGGUGGGCCGCGGCACCUACGGCUCGGUGUUUCUCGGAUUGCUGCCAACUGGCGGCUUUCACGCCGUCAAGACGGUCGAUAUAUCGCAAAAAGGCUGCUUAGAUGUUCUGAACUUUAAUGCGAAGAUGUUGGUGUCGUUGUCGCGCGAGAUCAACAUCAUGCGCCGCCUUCGCCAUCCAAACCUGUGCGGCUUCACCGGCGUUCUUUUCGAUCCCGAGGCCUCAAGUAUAUGUAUUUUCAUGGAAUACAUCGGCGGUGGCUCCUUGGCGAAUAUUAUCCGGCGUUUUAAACCCCUCCCCAUUCCCGUUGUGCGCAGUUGGACCAAACAACUACUCAGUGGGCUGCUUUAUCUGCACUCCCAGAACAUCAUGCAUCGCGAUAUUAAGGCGGAUAACGUCCUGGUGGACACCAAUUCGGACCCGGAGAGCGAAACGCAGAUCAAGUUGGUGGAUUUUGGCGCCGCGCGUAGGCUGAUGGAUGCCUUUUCCCAAAGCCACACCCUCAUCGGGACGCCGUAUUGGAUGGCGCCGGAGGUGGUCAGUAUGUCUAAUUUCGACACCGGCUAUAGCUAUAAGGCUGAUGUCUGGUCGGUGGGGUGUACGGUGGCUGAGAUGUUGACGGGAAAGCCGCCGUGGCCCUGCCAGUCGAAUGCCCCGGCUACCAUUAUUAUGAUCGCAUCGUCUAAAGGUCUGCCCACGGAGCUUCCGAAGGAUGAGGCCACGCCGGGGUGCUAUGAUUUUAUGCUCCAGUGUUUUGAGCGGAACCCGGAAAAGCGACCAACGGUGGAGAAGCUACUGCACCACCCAUGGAUACGGGGGGAGGUGGAUUGA
This is a messenger RNA of Phytomonas sp. Hart1, 1614 nucleotides long. The record is from the annotation of a GenBank genome assembly. NCBI's taxonomy places the organism in Eukaryota, Euglenozoa, Kinetoplastea, Trypanosomatida, Trypanosomatidae.